Sorex fumeus (smoky shrew) is the source of this 5386-nucleotide messenger RNA. RefSeq names its product iron responsive element binding protein 2 (gene IREB2). The transcript is spliced from 22 exons. Gene Ontology annotation, biological process: tricarboxylic acid cycle; citrate metabolic process. Lineage: Eukaryota; Metazoa; Chordata; Mammalia; Eulipotyphla; Soricidae. Bases 88 to 2982 code for a protein of 964 amino acids. Gene Ontology annotation, cellular component: mitochondrion; cytosol. The record is from RefSeq and is a predicted model, not a curated record. Gene Ontology annotation, molecular function: iron-responsive element binding; 4 iron, 4 sulfur cluster binding; aconitate hydratase activity.
UCCGCCCGCGGAGGCCGCCCCGCUCCGCAGCCGCCGCCGCCGCCGCCGCCGCCGCCCGUCCCGGCCUCGGGCUGCUAUGGUCGGGCCAUGGCCGCGCGCAGCGCCGGUUAUGUCUUUGAGACCCUUAUUGAAACAUUAGAUGACAGUUCACAUAAGAAGUUCUUCAAUGUCCCUAAACUUGGAGGCACCAAGUAUGAUGCUCUGCCUUACUCCAUUCGGGUCCUGCUGGAGGCUGCUGUGCGCAAUUGUGAUGGGUUUUUAAUGAAGAAGGAAGAUGUCAUGAACAUUCUGGACUGGAGAACCAAGCAAAGCAACGUUGAAGUGCCCUUUUUCCCUGCCCGUGUUCUUCUUCAAGACUUCACUGGAAUCCCUGCAAUGGUAGAUUUUGCUGCUAUGAGGGAGGCGGUGAAAACUCUUGGAGGUGACCCUAAAAGAGUCCACCCUGCCUGUCCUACAGAUCUGACGGUUGAUCACUCCUUGCAGAUUGACAUCAGUAAAUGUGCAAUACAGAAUGCUCCCAACCCUGGAGGUGGGGAGCUGCAAAGGGCAGGGAAGAUCCCGCCCCUCCCAGCACACCCUAAGAAGCUUCCCUGCAGAGGCCAGACCACCUGCCGGGGGCCCUGUGACUCCGGAGCACUGGGCCGAGACUCGGGAAGAUUCUCUUCACAGAUUGAGAACACGCCCAUCCUCUGUCCAUUCCACUUGCAACCAGUGCCUGAACCUGAAACAGUGUUAAAAAACCAAGAAGUAGAAUUCGGCAGAAAUCGAGAAAGGCUUCAGUUUUUUAAGUGGAGCUCACGCGUUUUUAAGAAUGUGGCUGUGAUCCCUCCUGGAACUGGAAUGGCUCAUCAAGUCAACUUAGAGUAUUUGUCUCGAGUGGUUUGUGACGAGAACAACUUCCUCUUCCCAGACAGUGCGGUUGGCACAGACUCCCACAUAACCAUGGUGAACGGUUUGGGGAUUUUGGGCUGGGGGGUCGGAGGCAUUGAGACAGAAGCAGUGAUGCUCGGUCUGCCCGUUUCUUUGACCUUACCAGAGGUGGUUGGCUGUGAGUUAACUGGCUCUUCAAACCUUUUUGUUACAUCCAUAGAUGUUGUUCUUGGCAUUACAAAGCACCUCAGGCAAGUAGGAGUGGCUGGAAAGUUUGUUGAGUUUUUUGGAAGUGGAGUUUCACAAUUAUCUAUGGUGGAUCGAACUACAAUAGCAAACAUGUGUCCAGAAUACGGUGCUCUCCUCAGUUUUUUCCCUGUUGACAAUGUGACAGUAAAACAUUUAGAGCAUAUAGGCUUUGACAAAGCCAAACUCAAGUUAAUAGAAACAUACCUUAAAGCUGUGAAGUUGUUUCGAAGUGACCAGACUCCUUCAGGACAGCCUGAAUAUUCCCAGGUGAUCCAGAUUAAUCUGAAUUCAAUCGUCCCCUCUGUCAGUGGUCCCAAAAGGCCUCAGGAUAGAGUUGCAGUGACAGAUAUGAAAAGUGACUUCCAGGCCUGCCUGAAUGAGAAGGUCGGAUUUAAGGGCUUCCAAAUCGCAUCAGAAAAACAGAAUGACAUUGUUACCAUUGGUUACGAGGGAAGUGAGUAUACGCUGGCGCACGGCUCAGUGGUCAUCGCUGCAGUGAUCAGCUGUACCAACAACUGUAAUCCAUCGGCCAUGCUUGCUGCAGGUCUUCUGGCUAAGAAGGCUGUGGAAGCUGGACUGAGUGUGAAGCCCUACAUCAGGACCAGCCUGUCUCCAGGCAGCGGGAUGGCGACUCACUACCUCAGUGCCAGUGGAGUGCUGCCUUACCUCAGUCAGCUUGGGUUUGAAGUCGUCGGCUACGGGUGCUCUACAUGCGUGGGAAACACAGCGCCUUUGGCAGAAGCAGUUCUGAAUGCAGUGAAGCAGGGCGAUUUAGUUACCUGUGGAGUUUUAUCAGGAAACAAGAACUUUGAAGGUCGCCUCUGCGACUGUGUCCGUGCCAGUUACCUCGCCUCCCCUCCCCUCGUGGUCGCGUACGCCAUCGCAGGCACGGUGAAUAUAGAUUUCCAGAAGGAACCAUUAGGUACGGACUCUGCCGGCAAGAACAUUUACCUGCAUGAUAUUUGGCCCAGGCGAGAGGAAAUACAUCAGAUUGAGGAAGAACAUGUUAUAUUUUCUAUGUUUAAAGCACUGAAAGAGAAAAUUGAGAUGGGAAAUAAACGGUGGAAUUCCUUAGAAGCACCAGAUUCAGUCUUGUUCCCAUGGGAAGCGAAGUCUACUUAUAUCCGAUGUCCUUCCUUUUUUGAUAAGCUUACCAAAGAGCCCGCCGCCCUGCAGCCUAUCGAGGAUGCCCACGUCUUACUCUACCUGGGAGACUCGGUCACCACAGAUCACAUAUCCCCUGCUGGGAGCAUCGCUCGGAGCAGCGCUGCCGCCAAGUACCUGACGCACCGGGGCCUUAGCCCUCGUGAGUUCAACUCCUAUGGAGCCCGGAGAGGGAACGAUGCCGUGAUGACAAGAGGCACCUUUGCCAAUAUCAAGCUCGUCAAUAAGUUUAUCGGAAAACCAGCCCCCAAAACAGUUCACUUCCCAUCAGGACAGAAGCUGGACGUGUUUGAGGCCGCAGAGCUGUACCAGAAGGAAGGCAUCCCGCUCAUCAUCCUCGCGGGCAAGAAGUACGGCUCAGGCAACUCUCGAGACUGGGCUGCCAAGGGGCCCUACUUGCUGGGUGUGAAAGCUGUUCUGGCCGAAAGCUAUGAAAAAAUCCACAAGGAUCAUUUGAUUGGAGUUGGAAUCGCGCCAUUGCAGUUCCUUCCAGGAGAGAGUGCAGAUUCUUUGGGCCUGUCUGGUAGAGAGACGUUCUCUUUCACGUUUCCUGAAGACUUGUGUCCUGGAGUCACAGUGGCUGUGAAGACCAGUACUGGCAAAGCAUUCAGAGUCAUCGCUGCAUUCGAAAAUGAUGUGGAAAUAACUUUGUUCCAACACGGAGGAUUAUUAAACUUUGUAGCGCGAAAAUUCUUAUAGUAUCCACUCACACAAAUGGUCAUCGCCAAAGCCUCCAUGCUGGACGGGCCCGGGAGUCCUUCCCGGGGAGCCACAGCGGGCCCUGCCGCCCGCUCAGUCGCCCCAUCCAUGGCGCAGUGGGGAGGAAGCCGAGGCGAGUCUUGUCGACCUUAAAUAAUACACACGGUGCUAUUUUCAUUGCUAAACAAUGUGUGAAGUGUUGUGGAGAGGCCUGUAAGCACUUGGGUGGGUGUGCAAUCCGAUCCUUGUCAGUAACGGGACGCUUCUCUGAAUGACCUUCCUGAAGUUGUCGCUUUCUGAACCUAUGACUGUUGCUGCUGUUUGUUGGUUUAAGAGGAACCUGUCUUCCUUGAGGGUGCCCAGGCAGAAUAAGAUCAUGAAUGUUGGAAUUUUCUUGGACGUUUUAGGUGAUGUUCUCAGUUGGUAAACUAAGGCAGGCUCAUGAUCUGUCUCCCAAGAAUGCAGAGUGCACAUAGCCACCGCCAGAUACCGCUUGAUCAGUGUGGAAUCCGGCCAAGGGCUCUGCACAGCUGCAGGUGCAGCACUGUGGAUGUGCUGGCCGAGGCCGCUCCUGGAAGUGAGUGUUCCACUGGCUCAGCCCAUCUUUAGUCUGUCAGUUGCUCUCCUCCCCGCCCUGCACUCUUGGGCCGGCUCUGGAUUCCGGUUUUAGAUAGCUCGCCUCACUUCAGUCUGAGGUUCUAGCCAGAAAUGCUCGGGACCACUCAUCAUAGCCCCAGAUUUCCCAUUUGCUGAUGAGAACAUGAUUUGAAUCAUGAAACAGUAAAAUGAGUUGUUUGAGUAUUUUAAAUCAUCCAGAGUCAACUGUACAAUCACUCUUAACCCUGACCCUUGUUUAAAAUGUGGGUCUUGUCUUAAUGAUUUCAAUUGAUUUCCUACAAGGCUGAAUCAUGAAUUUAUCUGAGAUCUGUGUAGUAAAUAUACUGUUUCUGUUGAAACCAAAAGCAAGCUUGCUCUGGGGAUCAGACACUGAUGUGAUUGCUGUAAGAGUUCCAUAUCCUACAGUCUCCCAAGAAGCUUAGCGACUUUUGAAGAGAAAGGUCGUGUAGAUGAUUGUGUAGACCCCUUCCAUGUUCUUGUUAAACCAAGCUUAGCAUGCCAAAGGCUCAUCAUCACAGUGAUUUUUUUCCCCCCAUAAUCUUUCUUUGACUUACUUAAAUCAUUGCAAUUACGAAGUCUCUCCUGUUGCACAGGGUGUUGUGUGAUUUGUUUUAUGCCCAACAUUCAAAACUGUAUAGUAAGGUGAAGAAUGAGAAUUUUGCACAUUCCGAAUUAGCAUCGUGGAAACAACAAAGUGAUGUGUUUUAAAGAUUUACCUUUAUAGCUUUAGAGAUUGCUUUUGUCUUUCAAAUGUGUUUGCUAGUUUAUCAUGCCAUGUAUCUGUCUGUGCAGUUUUUCCUUGUGUGAAAAUGCGGGUCAGCAAAGGGGAAUUUCAAGUUUGAAGCAGAAGUGCUCAUUCCAGCUCUCCCGUGCCUAUAGGGAAUCAUGUUAUUUUUAAGCCUAUUGUAAUAAAUGUUUCUAUUCAGAGGCCUUGGCACAGACAGACUAGUUUAGAGCUUGUUAGUAGCAAAUGGAGCAGUUGUGUUUCCUGCCUUUUCAGUCUAGUAGUAGACAAAUCUCGAAAACCAGGUUCUCCAUCUCUUACUGAGACAACAGCCCUUAAGCCUUGAGAAGCUUGCCCCCCACCUGGGAGAUUCUGGGGGUGGAGGGCACCCAUAUCUAAAAAAUAUUAAUGCUGGUGAAGCAUUAAAAUACUGAUCUUUUGCCUGACCCCAUCCACUGCCCUGUGACAUCUAUGGGAUCUGCUGUCCAGCCUCUGGGUCACCUGGCUGUCAGGAUUCUCCAGGUGAUAGUUGUCACCAGUGCCUGGUUUUAUCUCUGAAGCUGAGGGGGACCACUAAGAAUCUCUUCAGUGUUUCACUGGGCAUCCAGUGGGUGACUCUGGUACUACAGGGCAAGAAAGGGAGGGGGGGUAUAGACUGGGACCUGUCUGGGUGUCUCGAAGGGAGAUGAUUUGAGUCCCCUUUUCUCUGGCUCCAGAGAAAGACCCCUCUCUGCCUUUAGAUCUCAGAGAAGUGACCGAGGUACCACAGUGAACUCUUAGUGUGACUGAGGCUCAGGGACAGUUCUGCAGUCACUGGCUUUUCUCCCUGAGGGUACUGUUGUGCCAAGGACUUGGUCAGCUUUGCCACUGAUCUUCGUGAAGCUCAUGUCUUCCAUCGUUACAAAUCGUCCUCUAUUCUCUUAAGCCAACAAAACAGCAUUAGCAGUUUUCAGUUAAGUGAUGUUAAGUAUGGUAUAGUGAUCUACAGGAGGUUAAGUUCAGCUGGCCAUUGUGUACAUGUUACCGAUGCUGUAAAUUAUUUUUAAUAAAGAAAAAUGGAUU